CCUGUUCUUAAUUCGCAUUCCAUUCAUAAGAUUUUGUUUGACAAUUUCAAAUAACCCAUCCGAAAAUAAGAAUGGAGAAUAAACUUACUUUCUUGUUAUUAGCUCAUCUCGUGUUAUUAACGGUGCCCGUUGGUGGUGAGCAGUGCCAGAAUCAGCUGAUAGAUUGUGAUAUUAUCAACAGACUAGCAGAGCAGAGAACAAAAGAAAUGCCAAAUCUGAGCACCGAUUUUGAAAAUGGAUCACCCAACGAAUGGAAGGACGAAUCGAAAACGGCCGUUCACUGGAACAUUGAGGAUUACAACUCACCGUGGGAAGUGGAUAAUCUACCAUUUAAACCUUCGAUCGGUAACAGGUAUUUACGAGUUGAUCGCAAGUCGACUUUCGGAGUGGCCAUUUUACGAAGCCCAACAUUUUCCUUCUCGGAUGAAGAGAAAUACAACUUGCUUACAUUUGAUUUUUGGCUUCGAUCAACAUGGUCCAAAUUCACUAACUUAGAGUUGUUUGUGAAUGAAAAUGGAAACGAGAAGCAACUGUUAAGUCUGUCGGACUACUCGUUCAUCACCAAUCGAAAUUGGAUUACAAUUUCAGUUGCACCUCUUCACGACGUGUCACCGGGGUCUGUAAUUUCGUUUGUUUUCUACGCCUAUUGUGGUACGAAUGUCGAAGACGCAGUGGCCAUCGAUAAUAUACGGUGGACAUUAUUCAACGAAAGAACUUCGGUGACGUCAGCAGAUCCAAUUACCUCUACGUCUGACACGCAAUCCGACAACCCAUUCGACGACCUCGACCUCGACCUCGACCUCGACCUCGACCUCUGGUGAUGCAAUGUCUCCUGCCGACUCGACAACGACUAAAAAUGCAAAAGCCAGCUAAUUACUAAAAGGGAUGAAUAAAUAUAAUGAUUAUCUCUUAAA
This is a messenger RNA of Daphnia magna, 914 nucleotides long. RefSeq lists its product as uncharacterized. Gene Ontology annotation, cellular component: membrane. The transcript has 4 exons. Bases 72 to 821 code for a protein of 249 amino acids. The record is from RefSeq and is a predicted model, not a curated record. Lineage: Eukaryota; Metazoa; Arthropoda; Branchiopoda; Diplostraca; Daphniidae.